AUGGUAUUUGAUGUUGAAAAUGCACUUAAUCGUCUGAACGAUUUUCAAAAAUAUUUUCAAUCAAAGAAAAAUCUUCCAACUCUUCGUUUAUCGUCUUUUCGAUUUCUACUUCGUUUUCCUGGUGAACUCGAAGAUGAAUGGAAUAAAUAUUAUUAUUCUCAAUGGUCGCUUAAUGGUGUCAAUAUUGAUCACUGUCUUGAAGAACAAUGUUUAUGUACUAUGAAAUACGAUUAUUCGCAGACACUAUCAAUACCCAAGAAAUAUUCUCUUCUUAUUUUCACUCGUUCAUCUCUACCUUUUCAUCGAAAGAUACAUAAUUACUCUACUGCAAUGAAACUCAAACAAACGCCAUCAACAUCAUCAAUUGAAUGGACUUGCGAUUAUUUUGAUAAUUCAGAACAAGUUUUUGAAGUAUUGUCAAAAUUUGGGACAAUAAAGAAACUCACAUUUGGAACAUGGGCUGGAACAAAAUUGCAAAAUGAUACUACUAAAUUUGUUGUCUUUUCGUCAUCAUCCAAUAGACUUCAAUUGGAUCAACUUCGUUCACUCGUAUUUUUCACAAGUGAAAAACCGACUACUUUUUUUGUCAAAUCGCAGAAACAAUUAUGCCUUCGUAAAAUUCUUUCAGCAACAACGCAACUUGUUAAAUUAACUACCAAUUGGAAUUUUAUAAUGAAUAUGGAUUCAAAUUGUGCUAGAGAAUAUUCUUCUAUCUCACCUCUUCUCAAUUCACGUCAUUUGCAUUUACGACAUUUCAGAAGAGAUGAACCAAUAAAUUUAUUACAAUUGAUUGACAAUUCUCUAUUGUCAAACUUAUUUCCACAACUUACUAUAUUCUGGUCAAGUGGAAAGAAUAUACCUCUUGACGACAACUUCGCCAAAUUAGUUAUAUUAAUUGGUACUCAUUUUGAAAAACUCACUGAAAUUAUUAUUAACAAAGACUCUCGUUAUCGAGAUUUAGGCAUUCAUGGUCAUGAUUUAUUACGUACCCAACAACGUGAUAUCGAAAACUUAUUAAGAAAUGCCCAUAAAUUCCAUGAUCGAAAUCGUAUGAGUAUUCAUUGGACUAAUUAUCCUGAAUUACGUAUUUGGUUAUAA
Molecule: messenger RNA, 1098 nt
Organism: Adineta steineri
Lineage: Eukaryota; Metazoa; Rotifera; Eurotatoria; Adinetida; Adinetidae
Source: the annotation of a GenBank genome assembly